Messenger RNA from Perca flavescens (yellow perch), 3790 nucleotides. RefSeq names its product OMA1 zinc metallopeptidase (gene oma1). The record is from RefSeq and is a predicted model, not a curated record. Gene Ontology annotation, biological process: protein quality control for misfolded or incompletely synthesized proteins; mitochondrial protein processing. Gene Ontology annotation, molecular function: metalloendopeptidase activity. The coding region runs from base 988 to 2580 and encodes 530 amino acids. Gene Ontology annotation, cellular component: mitochondrial inner membrane. NCBI's taxonomy places the organism in Eukaryota, Metazoa, Chordata, Actinopteri, Perciformes, Percidae. The transcript has 8 exons.
UUAGUCAAAAUAGUUAAUCAUUUCAGGGGGGUUUUGUCAACUCAAAAAUUAGGUAUAAUGUCAUUUAAAUUAGUUUUUUUGACCAUGAAUAAAAAAGUGUCGGAAAAAGCGAAUGAAACGUCAGAAAAAAAGUGCCAGAUAAAGUUAAGUUUUAAUUUUGACCCGGUGUUCUGACGAUCUAUGCUGCCUUGUCGAAAAACGCUACCGUAGCGCAAAUCGAUAGUAGAGUCUAUCGAGUCGCGCUGCCCUAUCGAAAUGUGCUUCCUUAUGUGUUCCCAUUUCCAAUUGUGCAGGCAGGCUGAAUCCCAUAGAGGUAUAGCUCUAACAGUAUUGACAUCUUAUGUUUAUUUGAGAAUAUUUUGAUACUCCAUUAUAUAUUUAUUGAAUAUUUCAGUGGUAGCAUAUUCUGAUAUGACAAAUAUACCCUAUCAAAUAAUGCUCCCCCAACAGAAUAAUUAUAUAUUGCACCACUACUCACUCCAUGUGCACUGUAAAGAGAUAAGGAGCAUAUUUUGAUAUUCUAUUAAAUUAUAUUUGUUGAAUAUUUCAGUGGUAGCGUAUUCUGAUAGAAAAAUAUACCCUAUCAAAAGGCACAAUGAAUAAAUGAUUUAUUAGAUAUUACUCCAUCAACCACAGUAUCGACCACAUGUCCGACCGCAAGGAUGCAUAGAUUUAUGGGCGGGGAAUCAGACCACGCUUGUGGGUCGUGCGCAUGCGCAGAACCGCUAAGUAGCACAUUUCGAUAGGUAGCAUAGAUCGACAGAACACCGGAAGGAAGUUCAUGGUGGACGGGAACAUAGAUAUACAUACGGGAAAACAACACAAGGGUAAAGGAAAAAAAGUAUCGUUCACAACCUUUGCAAGUUAAUUCUACAAUAGGAUGAGGAAUUCAAGCCCUCUCGUAUAAUAAUCGUCUGUAGUUAUUUGCAAAAGCCCUGGCCAGCCUGGGGAAGUCAUUCAGGAAGUUUUGACUUACCAGCGAGGACAAUGCUUUUACCAUUUUUUAUAAAGAACAGUCGCUUUUGUUCUCUUUCUGCACAUCUGACGUUAAACGUCCAGGUGUGCAAACAAGCUGGGCGUCCUGUGAAAAAGGCACAUUCCGUGUCUUGUCCUAUCAGCUGUCCCAGAACAACAGACUGGGUUCACUUUAGAGCCACUCCGAGGGCACCGCCUCUCUGGUUCUGCAGCAAUGGGAGGACGGCGUGUUUCCAGAUUAGUCCCAAGACCACUUUACCUCUGCAUCCUGGUCCUGUCCUGGCACAGUGUGGACAUCUGUUCCACACCUCAGCCCCCGUGAGGGCCCCGCCUGCUCCUCUCAUAUGGCUGCUGCUCAAACCUUUGCAGAAGAUCAUGGCUAUAAUACUGGGCAGGAGUAUAAGGAAGUGGUGGGUGGCUCUGCCAGCCAACCGCCGGCAGCUCCUGCGCGAAUGGGUCCGGCAGCGUCGCUGGCAUCUGGCAGCGGGGGCAGGCGUUGCUAUGGUGAUUGUAGCCCUUUUUCUCCUGACCCACCUGGAUGAGUCCCCAGUGACGGGACGGACCCGCCUCCUGUUGUUCAGCAGAGAGAACUACAUGGAGCUGGCAGCUAUGACCUCAGAGGCGUACAUGGAGGAGUUUGCAGAGCUGUUGGUUCCAGUCACUGACCCUCGCCACCAGGUGGUGGAGCAGGUGGUGCAGCACCUGGCACAAAGAAACAAGGACAUCCCUGAAGUGUCUGAAGUCACCUGGAGCAUCCACGUGGUGCAAAGUCCCGACGUCAAUGCCUUUGUCCUACCGAACGGGAAAGUGUUCAUUUUUACGGGGAUGCUGGACGCUGUGGCGGAUGUUCACCAGCUCACCAUCGUCCUGGGACACGAGAUGGCUCAUGCUUUAUUGGGACACUCGGCAGAACAGGCCAGUCUGUCUCAUGUCGUGGACCUCCUGUCCCUUAUUCUGCUGACAGCCAUCUGGGCCGUGUGUCCUCGAGACAGCCUGGCUCUGCUGGGACAGUGGGUACAGGGCAAGCUUUCCCAGUUGAUGUUCAGCCGUCCCUUCAGUAGGAAACUGGAAGCAGAGGCUGAUCAAGUUGGAUUGCAGUUGGCUGCGAAGGCGUGUGCAGAUGUGCGAGCAGGGCCUGUAUUCUGGCAGCAAAUGGAAGUCAGAGACCAGCUGACAGGAGAGCCCACCUUCCCCGAGUGGCUGUCCACACACCCGUCACACAGAAACAGAUUUGCUCAGCUGGACCGCCUCAUACCACAGGCUCUGGAGUUGAGGGAGAGCUGCGUCUGCCCUGCUCUACCUCCUAUUGACCCUCGUGUCGUCUUCUCCAAGAGCGUCCGUGUGUUGCUGGAAAACGCUAAGCACCAGGAGAGAGAAGGGCCAGAAGGGGCACGCGAGCCCCGCCUGCCCCACAGCCCGGUUUCACUCCCCACUGGAUUGUCCACGGCUCUGCUUACCCAGUCUGCCCUCCUUCAUUACCCAAAUGUGGAUCAAGAAAUUAAAGGCCCCGUCCCUUCCGUAGCUUCAGCGUUAGCGGUAACAGCCUCUGUCCCUGCUCCUGCCGAGGGGGAGGGACCCCACCCUAUGGUGCAGAGCAUCAGCUGACAGUGGUGUUUAAAUCCAGACUAACUGGCUUUUUUGGAUGAGUGAAUGAGUCAGUGAUUAUGUUGGUCAGCUAGCAUAUCCAUCAACCAUUUUCUGCUGCUAAAUGUUUGAUGGACAGGUGGUAAAGUGGUAAAGUUUCCUCCUACCAUUGCAGAGACCUAGGGUUAGUCCUUUUCUCUGCACCAAAGACUCCUUCUGUUUGCCAGCACAAUGGAGGGUGGAGCUGGGGAUGGUACUGUGAAAACAAUUGGCUUUGGAGAAAAUUAGUGGAAAAAGUCAGCAAAAAAAUAGACUGUAUGAUCUAUAUUAACUAUAACUGAAUUCAAGACCCCUCCUAACCUUUCCCUCUACCGCAACACCCUGCUGACUGAGCUUCACAUUCAGUUAUUCAUGCCUAGUAACUACAUAGAUGCCACAUUAAUUAAAUAACCUCGAACAGGAAAAUGCCAAAUGAAUCUUAGUGAAGCUUCCAUACAUUGCCAGAUUAAUAUGUGCAUUAUUCAUCGACACAUGGCAACAGAGUAAGCACUUUGUGUGUGCAUGUUGGAGGCUUCGUGCAUGGCAGGCAGAGGACAUCUACAUUUUAAUUAUGACUGCUACAUUUUCAUGCCCCACACACAGCACUUUAUGCAUUUUCUACCAUGAGGGACUUAAUGGUGUAAAUUUAUGCCGGGUUGUACGCAGGUUUUUAAAACACAGCCUUCUGCACAGGAAUGCCAAUAUCCACCGUCAAGCUUCGAGAAAUCUUCCAUGGGAUUUUGUAAAAUCUUAUUUAACAAGGCAAGUUGACUGAGAAAACAUUCUUAUUUACAACAACAGCCUGCGGGAGCAGGCGCACAAUAAAGAGGAGGGAACAGUUAUGGUUCAUAUCUUGGUAAUUGUGUGUGUGUGUGUGUGUGUGUGCGUGUGUGUGUGUGUGUGUCACAAAGUAGCACACUUGGUUAAACUGUGAAAUCAAGAAAGAAUUGUGUUUUCAUAUGGGAUAAAUAAUUUGUUGUGUCAUUGAAAUUUAGGUUCAGGGUCUGUAUCGGCUUACAUAUCAGACAACAGCUUACUUGUGCUGUGAAAGCUUUGUUUUACAACAACUGUCUGUAUAUUAUAAUAAUUGGCCAGUGAUAGGGUUUCCACAGAAAUGUGCAAUAAAAAGCCAAGGGAAUAUUGUUUUUUGCAUAUCAAUAACUCAGCAACAGGAACGUGCUCUGUUUCCAAG